Molecule: messenger RNA, 2824 nt
Organism: Ahaetulla prasina
Lineage: Eukaryota; Metazoa; Chordata; Lepidosauria; Squamata; Colubridae
Gene: SFXN4
Product: sideroflexin 4
Exons: 14
Coding region: 599-1405 (268 amino acids)
Biological process (GO): mitochondrial transmembrane transport; monoatomic ion transport
Cellular component (GO): mitochondrial inner membrane
Molecular function (GO): monoatomic ion transmembrane transporter activity
Source: RefSeq, a predicted model, not a curated record
GUUACCGCGAUGCAAACGUACUGCACGAUCGCGCUAUGAGCCAGUAAGCGCGCAGCUUGAUCCGAGCCAGAAACGUUUGCUUCGCAUCGCACCGGGUCAUCAUCGCGUGCCAGAUUCACACAACGCGUGCAUUACAUCAGUUGCCCAGUCCCCAAGUUAUGCGAACCCAGCCUAAAACUUCCUAUCCGUUCGUUGACAGGCCAACUGCAGCCUUAAUAAUGAGUGCAAUUGUUUGAUUUCAAAAACGAAAUGCAAAAGCGUGUUGGCUGGAGUGUUCCUACAUUUAUUCCUAGCCUUGAAGCUAGGGGAGGACUGUCACCCCUCUCCUCCCAUUUUGCGACUCUACACCUGCCGUCCCCUCUUUUUCCGGGAAACGGGGGGAGAAUCUUUCCACGGGGAUUCGAGUUUUUCGGGUGAAAAUGGGAGUGUUUGAAACACCUUUUGGAAAUCAAAUCGGCGUCCGAGGAACAAACGAGCAGCGACUUUUUACGAAAGAUUGAAGCACUGGAUAGAAAUUUUGGACCCCUUGGUCAUAUUUACACGUGAGGCGGACAUUAAUGCAUCAAGAGAUCUUUUACUGAAUAGUGGAGAAAAUGUAAUGUCUUCACAAGAUAAAAAGGUCAGAGAGGCCUGGAAAAUAAGUCUGAGCUGUGUGAAUUCCAGCACUGGUGAUACAAUUCCAUUCUACUUUAGAGGAGGAGGUUUUGUGUGUAUUUCUGCUUCAUUGGCUGCAAUUGCUUCCUUACCAUACAGAACCUUUUUUUCAUCGUUUUUCCGGCAGUUUGUUUUCUAUUCGUAUAUUGGUGGAUUCAGUUUGGCAAACAGGAAUUCUGUAAAAAGACCAUUGGAGAAUGGUGAGAAAAAUAAAUUUCCAUGGAAACAGGCAUUUCUCUCUGUUGCGGGCACCCCAGGUUUGGCCUUAAUAGGAACUCUCCCACACUAUGUUAUAGAGCGUAAAAAGUCACUAAAUACUCCAGGGCAUUUCUUCAGCAAGUUCAUGGCAAGUGCUUUUUUUGGUGUUCUCUGUGCAUGCAAUGUGUUCACAGUCAGGAACUGGGAAUGUGAGAAUGGGAUUAAGGUCAUGCAUAGCACGGGUGAAGUUAUUGGAAUGUCUCAAGUGGCAGGGAAAAAAGCUGUAAGAGAAACAGCAUUAUCCAGGGGUAUACUCUUUGGCGUGCCAAUGAUUAUUUCUGAAACUACUGUGUAUCUCAUAAAUCGCAGAAGAGUUUUCCCACAACAGUCAAUGUUUUUGAGAGUGUUCCUGGUAUAUUUUUUCUGUUGGUUAAUACUGCCCGUUUCACUUAGUUGGACUCCACAAUUAAGAGAGAUAAAGCGAAAUGAGCUUGAGCCUGAUCUUGUCUCUUCCACUAAAGAAACAACAUUUUUUUUUUAUAGGGGAGUUUAAAAAUGGGACACCUUGAUGGUUUUCUAGGAAUGCCAUUCUUAAUAAUGAUGAAGCUGGCUUUUAUGCAUAAAAGAGGAACUCUGGUUGUAAGGUGAAAGUUGGUCUGAAGUAGUUUGAAUCAACUGUAACAAAAAACUAAACCUAAUUGGGGGUGGGGUGGAGAAUAAUCAUGUUCUUAUUGAUACUUCUCUGUACAGAAAGGAUUUGGUUUUAUAAUCUACUUAUGUCCCAAUAAUAAAAAGGCCAUUAUUCAAAAAAACAGACCUCUUAUCUAGAAAUGCAAAAUUGCAUUGCGAUCGGAUUUCUGUAGCUUUUUUCUUUUUAAAUGGAAGGAGAACAUAUGCAAUAAAAUGAGAUGUUGGAUGACAGCCAGGGACACUCAUAUUCAUGGCCAUUCUCAGCCAUGGAAAAUCACUCUGUGAUUUUCUAUUCCUACUCUUUCUUUCAGCCCAACAUGUUCCUUUUGGAGAAAGAAGUAUUGUGUAUGUUGCUUAGGGCUUCUGGAGAAGACAGGAAAUAAAUAAAAUUAAUUAUAUAGAAUAAAGUCUGCCCUGGUCUAUAUUCUUGCUCUUCUAAUGUGCUAACCUUUAAUUUAACUGAUGACUUAGUCCUUAUUACAGUCUGUAUCCCAUUUCCCAGGAUUGCGGUAAGUCUGGGGUACAGCCCUGUCUUUCUUGGGGGUUCCCAAUGCCAGAACAUAUUUAAGGUGAGCAGAUGUGAGCUAGGUGCUGCUAUUUGUUAUGACAUAGAACAGGUCUGUCAAACUCGUGGCCCAGAGGCCAGAUGCGUCAUGCGCUGGCCAUGCCCACACACAGUUUAGUGAAGGGGGGGAAAAGUUGCAAUAUGUCAUAUGAUGAUGCGAGCUUGACACCCCUGACAUAGAACCACAGUUUCUUACAAAGAAUUCCUUUCUUGUAUACCAAAACUCAAGCUAACUAUUAAAUCCAUAAAUCAAUCUUUUUUUAAAAAAAUUGCUUGCUUUUCUCCUGUUUGAGUGGGUACAGUAGGGAUUAUGGGCUCGAUUACAACAUCCUUCUCCAUCUUUCCAAGAGCUACCAAGUUGUGUGUGUUUCUUAUAGUUAACUGUAAAAAAAUAAAUACAAGGCUGUAUUGAUUUUAAAUGUUGAUAAGGGAAAUAUUCUGUAUUUCAUUCAUAUAUUGACAAUGAAGAUAAUACUAUCAAGGAAAAAGUAGUCAUAUAAAAUUAAGUUGGUUUUUAAAUUUUUAAAUCAUCAUAUAUUUUUGUACAAAAGCGAGUGGUACAUUCUUGAAUAUAGGAGGUGCUCUGGUCAUAUUCAUAUCCUAAUUUAGAUUUGUUUAGCAUAAUUGCACAUUCUCCUGUAUUACAUAUAUGCAAAUCAUAAAUCAAAAACAAGAUUCUCAAUAUUGCUAGUAUACAUCAUUGAUCAUAGAUAAACA